Austrofundulus limnaeus is the source of this 1700-nucleotide messenger RNA. It is a transcript of the gene vamp7, whose product is annotated as synaptobrevin-like 1. Gene Ontology annotation, cellular component: SNARE complex; membrane. Bases 162 to 824 code for a protein of 220 amino acids. Lineage: Eukaryota; Metazoa; Chordata; Actinopteri; Cyprinodontiformes; Rivulidae. Gene Ontology annotation, molecular function: SNAP receptor activity; SNARE binding. The transcript has 8 exons. Gene Ontology annotation, biological process: endosome to lysosome transport; exocytosis; vesicle fusion. The record is from RefSeq and is a predicted model, not a curated record.
GGCAGGCAGUGAAGUAAUUUCCGGUUCAGGGACUCAAGGCAGAAGUCACUCGAAAGGGAUUAGCUAGCAGCUGAUACACUUUUGUUUGAGUUUUAGUAAAUGAGCUACAUUAAGCGCUGGUGAUACUUCGAGGUAAUAGAGCCAAAACAACCCCCACUGCCAUGGCAAUCCUGUUUGCGGUGGUGGCUCGUGGGACCACCAUUCUGGCGAAGCAUGCCUGGUGCGGCGGGAACUUCCUGGAAGUCACAGAGCAGAUUUUGGCCAAAAUUCCUUCAGAGAACAACAAACUGACCUACAGCCACGGCAGCUAUCUUUUUCAUUACAUCUGCCACGACAGAAUCAUAUACUUAUGCAUCACUGAUGAUGACUUUGAGAGAUCACGGGCGUUCAGCUUCCUCAGCGAAGUCAAGAAGCGUUUCCAGACAACAUACGGAUCCAGAGCUCAGACUGCUCUCCCCUACGCCAUGAACAGUGAGUUCUCCUCUACACUAGCAGCUCAGAUGAAACAUCACUCAGACCCUCGGGGAUCAGAUCGUGUCACAGACACUCAGAUGCAAGUUGAUGACCUGAAGGGCAUCAUGGUCCGCAACAUUGACCUGGUGGCUCAGAGGGGAGAGAAGCUGGAGCUUCUGAUUGACAAGACAGAAAAUCUGGUUGAUGCAUCAGUCACGUUUAAAACCACGAGUCGUAACCUCGCCCGGGCCAUGUGUAUGAAGAACCUCAAGCUGACACUUGUUAUUGUGCUGGUGUGUGUGGUGGUCAUUUACAUCAUCGUCUCGGCUGCCUGUGGAGGCCUCAGCUGGCCUUCGUGUGUCAAGAAAUGAGAGAGGUCAGAUAAAAGAGGGAGAGGGGCAGAAGUGCCUGUUCAGCUUUGGACAAAAACAAAUGCAGGACCUUUUUUUUUCUUUUCCUCUUUCAACAUAAUUGGAAAACCUGUGUUUCUUCUUCCUGCCUCCUUCCCCUCCUUCUUAAAAAAAAGGAAAUUUGAAAAAGAAAAGCCAGCACAAUUCUUUGCCUUCAGGACCGCCAACCUUACGAACAGCUUCCACAUAACCUGAAACUGAUGUGGAGGAAGACAUCUUGUUUUUUGUUCAUCCUGUGACAUGUACCUGUUGGCCUGAUGAGUCUGUGAUAAUUGUCUGUAAAUAGUCUGAUCAGACUGAUGAAUAUUACAAAGUUAAACUUGUUAUUGUUCUGAUUUACUCUCCAGUGUGUCUGUAGCAUUCAUGUUGUGCUGCAGGUCCAUCAGGAAAACCUCACAUCAUGUUGUCUGUUGUACAGCUUAAAGCUAACAUUUGGACUCAGCUGAUGCAGUAUAAAUAUUUUCUGAACUACUUUUACCACAUACCUUCUAAAAUAAAUGUUAUAAAAGAGCUCAUAUGAAAUAUAAAUAUUGCACAUUUGAUUAAUAUUGCUGAUAUUUAAUGGUUAUCUUAAAGUAAUUCUGAUUUGCGAAAGAACUUGACCUUUUCCUGGCUGUGAAUGUGAUAAAAGGCUUCCUUCUGACUUUUUAUUACCUCUUGAGAUGUUCAUUGUGCUCAUUUCUUUUCUUUUUGUUAACACAAUGCACUUUUCAAAUUGUACAUAAAUGUGUUUACUGGCAUCAUUUAUUACACAUGUUGAUGUAAUUAUUGUUGUAAAUUCAGAUUUAAAUAAAGUCAAGUGGCAUCGAGCAGGUGAUUUAUACCAGGAAGACAAAA